CGUGAGUGGGUGGCAGCUGCGCAGUCCCGUUCUUUCUCAGCCGAAGACGGCCAACAGUCUUUUAAAACGCAUCAAUGCGCUUCCUUCUUCCUAACUAUCCGGGCCCCCGGGAAGCUCGGCGGGAACUUCAAAGCGCAGGAAAAAGGCAAAGGCGGCGCCUCCCGCAGGGGCAGGGCCCGGCUUCUGCUGGGAGCGUGGGGGAGGGGAGGAGGGCGUAUUGCGCAGGCGCGGCCUGGCACCUCCCUCCUCCUGGUGAAGGCUCCGCCCCUUCCGCGCCAGUUCCGGGCCGGUCAGGGCCGGAGAGCUGGCGGGGCGCGCGACAGGCGGGUGCGGGGGGAGACCUGGUGCGGACGUGCGGGAGCUGUCAGCAUCCAGCCUGGGAAGAGAAGACUCAGAUCCCGUCCUCCCUCUCUGAGGUUCCUCUACUUCCCCAGCCCAGCUGGCAGAGAACCCAAUCCUGGAACCAGAGACAUGGCCGCUGGCAGCCAGAGACCGUCAUCCCAGGCAUUGGUGACAAUCAAGGAUAUUAUGGUGGACUUCACUGAGGAGGAAUGGGGUCUCUUAGACCCUUCUCAGAAGAAGCUGUACAAGGAGGUCAUACUGGAGAAUGUCCAGAAUCUACUGUUCCUGGAUGUAAAAACUGGGUUUACAGUAAAUGAGAUAAGUAAAAAGUUGGAAAUUUUUAUGGAAGAACAUGACCUGCAAAGAUUCAUAGAUGAUGAUCCCUUUGACUUCAAUUUGAAGGAAUUGCAUGAUUUUAUUCUUAAAGAAGAUAAAUGUCCAAAGAAUGAUUGUGAAUUGUACGAAAUUGGAAAGAGAUUCAGAUGGUCUUCUAUCCUAAAUCAGUGUAAGAAAAUGAGCUCAGGAAGUUAUUAUCUUAAAGGUAGUGAAUACAAGAAAUGCUUCACUAAAGACAUAGAGCUGUUGGUUCCACGAAAUCAAUGGGAUAUAGCUGUGAAGCGCAGUUCAGACCUCAAUGGCCAUCAGAAAACUGAUAGUGAAGAAAUCCUUUCCAUAAAUAAUAAAAGUGAGAAGGCUUUCAGUCAGAACGCUAAUCUCCUUACUCCUCAGCAAAUGCAUAUUGGAAAAGAACCUGAUGAAAAUAAUGUGUGUAAAGCAAACUCAUCCUGCCACUCAUCUCUUCCUUGCCAUCCUGGAUUGAAGAGAUAUGCAUAUGAUCUGUGUGGGAAAGCCUUUGGUUGGAAUCCAGCUCUUUCUAGCCCUCAUAAGGCUCAUACUGGAGAGAUAUUUCAUGAAUGUACUGAAUGUGGGAGAGCUUUCUAUUACAGAUCAUUCCCACUUGACCAUCAUAGAAUGCAUUGUAAAGAGAAGCCUUAUUUAUGUCUUCAGUGUGGAAAGCCUCACAUAUGCAAUCAGUGUGGAAAAACUUGUACAGAUAUUUCCAGUCUAGCAAAACAUAAGGAAAUCCACACUGGAGAUAAGGCUUAUGAAUGUAAUCAAUGUGGAAAGACUUUUAGAUCGAGCUUCCAUCUCGCUAGACAUCAGAGAAUUCACACUGGAGAGAAACCUUUUAAAUGUAAUCAGUGUGGAAAAGCUUUUAGAUAUAAUUAUAACCUUACAGAACACCAGAGAAUCCACACUGGAGAGAAACCUUUUAAAUGUAAUCAAUGUGGAAAGGCUUUCACACAGAGUGCCAGUCUUGCUUUACAUCAGAGAAUCCACACUGGAGAGAAACCUUUUAAAUGUAAUCAGUGUGUAAAGGCUUUCACAGGCAGUGCCAAUCUUACUGCACAUCAGAGAAUCCAUACUGGAGAGAAACUUUUUAAAUGUAAUCAAUGUAUAAAGGCUUUCACACGCAAAAUGAAUCUUAUAAGACAUCAGAGAAUUCACACUGGAGAGAAACCUUUUAAAUGCAAUCAGUGUGGAAAGGCUUUCAGAUGCAGCUCAAGUCUUCCUAGACAUCAGGGAGUCCACACUGGAGAGAAGCCUUUUAAAUGUAAUCAGUGUGGAAAGGCUUUCACACGCAGUACCAAUCUUGCUGCACAUCAGAGAAUCCACACUGGAGAGAAACUUUUUAAAUGUAAUCAGUGUGGAAAGGCUUUUACACAGAGUGCCGGUCUUGCAGAACAUCAAAGAAUCCACAUUGGAGAGAAACCUUUUAAAUGUAAUCACUGUGGAAAGGCUUUUACACAGAGUUCCAAUUUUGCAGAACAUCAGAGAAUCCACACUGGAGAGAAACCUUUUAAAUGUAAUCAAUGUGGAAAGGCUUUCAGAUUUUCCUCCAGUCUUGUUAUACAUCAGAGAAUUCACACUGGAGAGAAACCUUUUAAAUGUGAUCAGUGUGGAAACUCUUUCACAAGCAGUGCCAAUCGGGCUGCACAUCAGAGAAUCCACACUGGAGAGAAACUUUUUAAAUGUAAUCAAUGUAUAAAGGCUUUCACACGCAAAAUGAAUCUUACAAGACAUCAGAGAAUUCACACAGGAGAGAAACCUUUUAAAUGUAAUCAAUGUGGAAAGGCUUUCAGAUGCAGCUCCCAUCUUGUUAGACAUCAGGCAAUUCACACUGAAGAGAAACCUUUUAAAUGUAAUCAGUGUGGAAAGGCGUUCAGAUGCAGCUCCCAUCUUGCUAGACAUCAGAGAAUCCACAUUGGAGAGAAACCUUUUAAAUGUAAUCAGUGUGGAAAGGCUUUCACACGCAGUGCCAAUCUUGUAGAACAUCAGGGAAUCCACACUGGAGAGAAAUCUUUUAAAUGUAAUCAAUGUAGUAAGGCUUUCAGAUUCUCCUCCAGUCUUGUUACACAUCAGAGAAUUCACACUGGAGAGAAACCUUUUAAAUGUAAUCAAUGUGGAAACUCUUUCACACGUAGUGCCAAUCUUGCUGCACAUCAGAGAAUCCACACUGGAGAGAAACUUUUUAAAUGUAGUCAAUGUGGAAAGGUUUUCACACGCAGUGCCAGUUUUGCUGCACAUCAGAGAAUCCACACUGGAGAGAAACCUUUUAAAUGUAAUCAAUGUGGAAACUCUUUCACACGUAGUGCCAGUCUCGCUGCACAUCAGAGAAUCCACACUGGAGAGAAACCUUUUCAAUGUAAUCAGUGUGGAAAGGCUUUCAGAUUCUCCUCCAGUCUUGCUGCACACCAGAGAAUCCACACAGGAGAGAAACUUUUUAAAUGUAAUCAGUGUGGAAAGGCUUUUACACGCAGCUCCCAUCUUGCCAGACAUCAGAGAAUCCAUACUGAAGAAAAACCUUUUAUAAUGUAAUUAAUAUGGAAAAAGUUUUAAAUGCAGCUCCCAUCUUACCAGGCCUUAGAGAAUCUACACGGGAGUGAAACUUUUUUUUUUUUUUUUUUUUUUUUUUU
Molecule: messenger RNA, 3320 nt
Organism: Sarcophilus harrisii (Tasmanian devil)
Lineage: Eukaryota; Metazoa; Chordata; Mammalia; Dasyuromorphia; Dasyuridae
Product: zinc finger protein 665
Exons: 4
Coding region: 472-3222 (916 amino acids)
Biological process (GO): regulation of transcription by RNA polymerase II
Cellular component (GO): nucleus
Molecular function (GO): RNA polymerase II cis-regulatory region sequence-specific DNA binding; DNA-binding transcription activator activity, RNA polymerase II-specific
Source: RefSeq, a predicted model, not a curated record